This is a messenger RNA of Trifolium pratense (red clover), 6299 nucleotides long. RefSeq names its product probable disease resistance protein At4g27220. The coding region runs from base 1558 to 5811 and encodes 1417 amino acids. The record is from RefSeq and is a predicted model, not a curated record. Lineage: Eukaryota; Viridiplantae; Streptophyta; Magnoliopsida; Fabales; Fabaceae. The transcript has 15 exons. Gene Ontology annotation, molecular function: ADP binding.
UGUUGGGGAAAGUUUACUUAUGUGUCCACUUCUAACCACACUCUUGCCAAAUCAUCAUUAAAAAAUAUUAUUUCUUUGCCGUAUUUAACUUUGGUGCCAACUAAGAAAUAUGACUAGGACUAACAAAAUUUCAAAAUUCAAAUUUCCCUCUUACCACAAACAAACAAACAAAAAGGAAACAGAAAGCCCAACAAAAAAACCCAUCACAUGUGAACAUGACUGUCAAAGCUACGUUGUAUCAGUUUGGCAAAAUUAUUUACUGUAAGAAAUAAACACAGAAAACCUAAUCCCAAAUUCGUGAGUGAUCAGCCCCUUUUAUGGCUUUUAUCAUCACUCUCACUGCAAUCUCUCCCUGAGUCUCUCCAAUAUAUAACAAUUUGAAAUUUUUUACUCUCUUUCAAAUUUCCAAUUCCCCCUAAAAUCAAAAUUUCAUUUCUCUAUUUGCAAUCUUUUUCCGGCUUCCUUCAAUCUUUUCUCUCUUCUAUCUCCCACUGCUAAAAUCGACAACAGGAUCUGAAACAGAAACUGCAAGAGAUUAAGAUGUCACCGCACAACGGUUGUGUGGCAAAGACUCAUUUACCAACUUCAAAUCACUCUCCGGCGACAUGGAGGCUGAGUUUCUCAACUCUCAAAGACCACAAUCAUCAUGUGUUUGACUAUGAAGGUACAUAUUUCUUUGCCGUAUUUAACUUUGGUGCCAACUAAGAAAUAUGACUAGGACUAACAAAAUUUCAAAAUUCAAAUUUCCCUCUUACCACAAACAAACAAACAAAAAGGAAACAGAAAGCCCAACAAAAAAACCCAUCACAUGUGAACAUGACUGUCAAAGCUACGUUGUAUCAGUUUGGCAAAAUUAUUUACUGUAAGAAAUAAACACAGAAAACCUAAUCCCAAAUUCGUGAGUGAUCAACCCCUUUUAUGGCUUUUAUCAUCACUCUCACUGCAAUCUCUCCCUGAGUCUCUCCAAUAUAUAACAAUUUGAAAUUUUUUACUCUCUUUCAAAUUUCCAAUUCCCCCUAAAAUCAAAAUUUCAUUUCUCUAUUUGCAAUCUUUUUCCGGCUUCCUUCAAUCUUUUCUCUCUUCUAUCUCCCACUGCUAAAAUCGACAACAGGAUCUGAAACAGAAACUGCAAGAGAUUAAGAUGUCACCGCACAACGGUUGUGUGGCAAAGACUCAUUUACCAACUUCAAAUCACUCUCCGGCGACAUGGAGGCUGAGUUUCUCAACUCUCAAAGACCACAAUCAUCAUGUGUUUGACUAUGAAGGUACAUAUUUCUAAUUUCAUUCAAGUUUUUAUGAAGUUAACCUUAUUUAUUUUAAGGAUUCACUUAUGGUUUGAUUUUUUAUUUGAUUAUGCUUGCUUCCUUUCUUUCCUUUAUUAUUUUAUUUUCUACUGGUGGUCUUUUGACAGAAGGUGUAUCUCCUCCACAUGGGGUUAAGAGUAGCUAUGGAGAUGCAAGCAUAAGCCAACCAAUUUAAGAAGUACAAUAUCUAAAGUUCUUGGCUUGAAGGGAAUUUCUAUGUAGAUUGAAGCAAGAAGAGUUUAGCAUUGUAUGCAUGACUAUGUUCAGGAUUUUGAAGAUCAAGCUAAUGCACUUUCUUGGGACAAAGAAGCUGAAAAGCUCAUUCAAGAAGACAACAAAACAGAACAAAAAUGUUUUUUUUGGAUUUUGUUGUCACAGGAUAUGGCAAUAUAGAAGGCGAAAGGAACUGGCAAAGAAGGAGAAAAUCGGAAAACUAUUGGAUACUCAAAUGGGACUAGCCCCUGCUCAUCUUCCAUAUGUUGAACUUUAUUCAUCCCAACACUUUAUUCCAUUCCAAAGCCGGGCGUCCAUAUACGAAGAGCUUUUUGAUGCACUGAACGAUGACAACAAUUAUAUAGUCGGGUUGCAAGGGAUGAGGGGCAUAGGAAAAACUACACUGGUCAAGGAAGUGGGAAACAAACUUGAGCAGUCCAAACAAUUUACUCAAGUCGUAUAUACGACAGUUUCAUUUUCUCCUAAUAUUAAAAAGAUUCAAGAUGAUAUUGCUGGACCCUUGAGAUUGAAUUUUGAUGACUGUAAUGAAUCAGAUCGACCCAGAAAACUAAGGAGUAGAUUAACCAAUGGUGACAAGAUUCUUCUAAUAUUGGAUGAUGUGUGGGGCGAUAUUGAUUUUAAUGAUAUAGGCAUUCCACACAUUGACAAUCACAACGGCUGUAGAAUUCUUGUAACCUCACGCAGUCUGUCAGUGUGCCAAAAAUUAGGAUGCAGUAAGACAGUCCAAUUGGAUCUCUUAUCUGAAGAAGAUGCGUGGAUCAUGUUCCAAAGACAUGCUGGUCUAAGCGAAAUUUCGACUAAAUAUUUGUUGGACCAGGGCCGUAAAAUCGCAAAUGAAUGCCAAGGGUUACCAAUUGCAAUUGUUGUUGUAGCCAGUAGUUUGAAGGGUGUACAACGUCGGGAAGAGUGGGAUGUGGCCUUAAAUUCGUUGAAGGCCUUGAACUUUGUUCAUUUGAUUGGGGUUAGUCCUUAUAAAUACAUCAGGUUUAGCUAUGAUCAAUUGAAGAAUGAGAAGGUGAAGAGAUUGUUCCUCUUGUGUUCUGUAUUUCGGGAAAAUGAAGAAAUUCCUAUUGAAAGGCUAACACGACUUUGCAUAGGAGCAGGCCUUUUCGGGGAAGUUGAUGGAAGCUAUGAAGAUGCUCGAACUCAAGUUGUUAUAUCAAAAAAUAAACUCCUAGACUCUUAUUUAUUGUUGAAGGUCGGGCAAAGCGGAGUGAAAUUGCAUGACUUGGUUCAUUCUUAUGCCCAAAUUUUUGCGAUUAAAGAGAUUCAAACAAUUAAAUGUUUGUUAUUUCAAGGCAAGCUAAAAGAUGUGUUUUCUUGUAAACUUGAUGGUUCCAAGCUGGAGAUUCUAAUUGGCAACGUGGAUAAGAAUGAAGACUACCACAAUAUGGAAGUCCCAAAUUCAUUUUUUGAUAAUAAUACUAGCCUUCGAGUAUUUUAUUUAAUCUAUGAUCAUUAUCCUAUUCUCGCUUUAUCAUUACCUCAAUCAAUUCAAUCGUUGAAGAAUAUUCGAUCUCUUCUCUUUACGCAUGUCAAUUUGGGUGAUAUCUCUAUUUUGGGAAAGUUGCUAAGUCUUGAGACACUUGAUUUGAAAGAUUGUAAAAUUGAUGAAUUGCCACAUGGAAUUGCAAAACUUGAGAAAUUUAGAUUGUUGAACUUGGAAGGUUGUGAAAUUGAAAGGAAUGAUCCAUUUGAAGUGAUUGAAAGAUGCUCAUCACUUGAAGAGUUGUAUUUCACAGGUAGUUUCAAUGAUUUUUGCCGAGAAAUAACUUUCCCUGAAUUGCAAAGGUAUUGCAUUGAUGAAUUUUCGAGAUCAGUGAAUGAUUCAUCAUCAAAGUAUGUGUCUAUUGUAGACAAGGAUGGAGUUUUCCUAUCUGAAACAACACUCAAGUACUGUAUGCAAACAGCUGAAGUUCUUAGAAUAAGAAGAAAUGAGUGGGGAUGGAGAAAUCUCAUACCCGAGAUUGUUCCUAUGGAUCAUGGUAUGAAUUAUAUAGUUGAACUUAGUUUGAGUUGCAUUUCAAAACUUCAAUAUCUCAUUUGCACUGACACUGAGUAUCCUGAUUUCCAAUUCCCAAUUGUCUUUCCCAAGUUGGUUGUACUAAAACUGGAUAGAACGGAAAAUUUGGAAGAACUAUUUAAUGGUCACAUUUCCCUUUGCAAUCUAAAGACCAUCAAACUGCAGAAUUGCCCAAUGUUAGUUUCCCUAUUUCAACUGUUUACUUAUCAAAGCUUGGUGUCGCUAGAGGAAUUACAAAUAGCUAAUUGCAAGGGACUGGAAAACAUAAUAAGCGAUGAAAGAAGAGAGGAGAAAUCAAGAGAAGAAAUAGAUUAUGAUGAGAGUCGUGCCUCCAUAUUACCAAAGCUAAAAGUUCUUGAUAUUGAGGGGUGUCCCCGGUUAAAAUUUAUAAUUCCCCUUCUCUCUGCUCAAGGCCUUCCAGUACUAGAAACAAUCAGAAUUAGAAGAUGUGAUGGAUUGAAAUACAUAUUUGGUCAAUACCAAGAUGUGGUAUUAUUCACUUCAUUAAAACAGUUGGAGCUGUCCCAAUUACCAAAUUUCAUUGAUAUGUUUCGCAAAUAUAAUCAUCCCACAUCCUUGUCUGAGAACGGUUCAUCUUCCACUUCCAAUUUUGGUUCCAAGCCACAAUUACAAUUGGACUACUCGGAAUCAAAUUCACACUGCCUUAGUAAAUGUGUUGGCUCAUUGUUUCCAAAACUAGAAGUUCUUGAUAUUGAGGGAUGUCCCUUAUUGGAAUAUAUAUUUCCUUUCCUCUUUUUUCAUGAUCUUCCAGUACUAGAAACUAUCAAAAUUAGAAGAUGUGAUAGAUUGAAAUACAUAUUUGGCCAAUACCAACAUGUGGAAUUCAGUUCACUAAGACAACUGGAGCUCUCUCAAUUACCAAAUUUCAUUGAUAUAUUUUGCAAAUCUAAUCAUCUCAUAUCCUUUUCUGAGAAGGGGUCAUCUUCCACUUCUCAACUGGACCCCAUAAAAAGCAAUAUCUUCUCUUGGGAUACCACCACAACUACUACAAUCCCAUUGGUUGAUGGGUACUACUCGGAAUCAAAUUCAUAUUGCCUUAACAUAUGGGAGAGAGUUCAAUGUCUUCAAAUACCAUCAAAGAUCCUUUACAAUAUUAAAAAGAUGGAACUGUCUCAUUUUUCCAUAAUAAAAUCAGUAUUUAUUCCAUCUAUUGCUUCAAUAAUGUUGUUGGAAACUUUGACAAUAAGGAACUGUUAUGAAUUGAAGAACAUAAUAGACUUUGGAGAUUAUGACAGUGGCAGCAAUACUUUGUGCAAUGUCUUCCCAAAACUGAAAGAGCUCUACAUUGAAGGUUGCCCAAAAAUGGAAUACAUAUUUGGACAGUACACUGAUGAUCAUCACGAUCACGUGAAGAUUCAGCUUCAACUUCCAGAAUUGAAAUGUCUAAGUCAUUGCAAUCUGCCAAGUUUAGUUGCCAUGUGGCCCAAACACUAUCGAAUAAAAUUUCCUGCUUUGGAAAAACAUGAACCCUAUAAAUGUUCCCAGGCUGCUAUCAAGGAAGAUGGUGAUGGGCAAAUUGCCACAACAGAAUCUGUUACCACUCAACACAUCAAUGGUAAAAACUUGCAGAAAACUAGUAAGAUUAAUGGUGAUCAAGAUUCUCAAAAUGAUAAUGCUGUCAUGAAAGUAAGCUUAAAUAUUGAGGUACAGUUUCCUAAAGGUUUUCCAAAUAGGACUGAAGUUCGAGCAACAUCAAAGGGAAAGCAAGAACUUGCUGUAAACGUCUCUGGUAUAGAGAUAACUUCAGUAGCAAAUUUACCAACAAAUUCAAAACCGUUGUUGUUGAAUGAUAAAACAUGUUUGGUGGAUCAACAACAUCAACUUGGAGAAAUUGGUACAGCCACCACACCUUCUCAGAUAAAUAAUAAAUAUGGUGAUGGCCAAAUAGUUGUAGCUUCUCCUCCAAUUUCCAUAACAAAGCCUCUUACCACUCAAGAUGUUGAUGUUAAAAACAGGCAGGAAAUUAGCAAGACUAAUAAUGAUCAAGGGGAGCCUUCUCAAAUAGAUGAAAAAUUAGGAGAUGGUGAUGACCAAAUUGCCAUGACUUCAUUUUCUAUUGCCACUACAGAAACCAAUGAUCAAGUGUCUUGCAAUGAUGAUGCUGUCAAGAAAGAAAGCUCAAAUAUUGCGGAAAAGUCUACUAAGGAAGAUGACAAAAUAAUUUCCAAAUCUCCUGUUGCAUCUCAAUUUCCUAUGGUUCCUUCUAAAGGUGACCCUUCUAAAACGUAGAAGAUUUAAGUUCUUCUUUGUUUGUCAAGACUGAUCUUGAGCUACCAAUCUCCUAGAAUUUGGAUUAUGAUAACUUGUCUUUGUUGACUAAUUUUGAUAAGAAUUGGUUGGAUAAUGUCGAAAGACACGCUUUGUUUCCUGAUAUAUACCAGUCUCUCAAGAUAUAUUACAAAAAUUAUUUGAUUCCAAGCAACAAAUUGCCAAGGAUGUUGAAGUACUGCAUUUGUAGAUAGAAGACCUUAAGCAUCAAUUGAUAUCCUCUAAAGCUGUUUUGAAUAAUCCUCUAAAGCAUCAAUUGCUAUGCUUUUAAUUAUGGGAGCUUUUGUCUUGUUUAUUCUUUUUCCUUGGGUGUGAAGUUUCAUCACUUGUCAUCUGAAAUGAACUUUUAAACCUUCUUAUUAUGUUUGUGUGUUUAACACUAUUAUUAAUUAUUAAUUGUUGUAUGUUACAUGAUGAAGUUAUUUUACUGAAUGUUCCUUUUUUUUAUA